Messenger RNA from Knipowitschia caucasica, 693 nucleotides. The record is from the annotation of a GenBank genome assembly. Lineage: Eukaryota; Metazoa; Chordata; Actinopteri; Gobiiformes; Gobiidae.
AUGGAGCAGAACCAGGAGGACCUGUUCAUCAAACCCGGAAACCAGGAGCGAGGCUGGAACGACCCUCCACAACUUUCAUAUGGACUCCAGACGAGAGGAGCCAAGACCAGCCGACUGUACCAGAGAGAGAGACCUACAGGUCCAGGAACACCACCCAUGACCCCGCCCACAUCAACUCUGGCCCCGCCUCUGUCUGCUGUAGCCCCGCCCAUAUCACCUCUGGCCCCGCCUCCCUGCAGUCCAGUUCCACCUCCCAUUGGCUCGCGAGUAGCCCCGCCUACUGCCUCUGGUCCAAUCAGAGCCCACAAUGGUUUUGUCCAAUCAGAGCCGGAGCCUGAAGUCGAGGAAGUGAUGUCAGUGCUGAGGGCGGCGCUGGAGGCGUGCAGAGAGAACGUCAGCUCUCAGCUCUGUGUGGAGAUAGAAAAACGUCUGAAGCUGCUGCUCCAGUGUUGGACGAGUGGACGUCUGAGCAGCGGAGUGAAGAGGAGGAUGAAGAGUCUGAGCUCCGAUCUUGUGGCCUCUCGUUGGGACUCUGCGGAUGAGGCUCAUCGCUCUCUGAUGGUGGAUCAUGUGACUGAGGUCGGCCAAUGGAUGGUCGGCAUCAAGCGACUCAUAGCAGAAACCAGGAAGUUGAGUCCGGAGCAGCUGCGGCCUCUGACGGCGCUGGACUGUGAUGUCACCGGCUCCGGUUAA